Messenger RNA from Funneliformis caledonium, 327 nucleotides. Lineage: Eukaryota; Fungi; Glomeromycota; Glomeromycetes; Glomerales; Glomeraceae. The record is from the annotation of a GenBank genome assembly.
AUGAAUUAUGGUAACUUCGAACUUGGUUCCAAAAAUCGAGAAAUUUUGUUGGAGGGAUCUUUAGAAAACAUUUGCAGUGCAACAGUUAUAUAUUUAACAAUAGAAGGAGAUAUUUUGAGCGAAUAUAAUACUAUCAGAGAUUUAACAGACAGUGCGGUAACUUCUGCAUUAUUAAAAAUAAAUGAUUACUCUCGGAAGCUGAAAGUAUUAGAGGUCUUACCACAGAACAAAAAUGAAGCUUCUAUAGUUCAUCGUACUAAUUUAGAAGAAAUAUUUUGCGCGAAGCUUACUUAUAUUUUAUUCUUUGUAGAUGAAAUCUGGAUAUAG